AUGUUCGGUGGCAUCUCCUUCGCAACUCAGGGAGCAUCUCAGAUCGCCUCCCCUGACAGGCAGCGCCGAGCUGAUGACCGGACGAACAUGCUUCCAGUCACUGUGCGAAUGCUGGAGAUCGCACAUGCGGCGUCGAAGAGCAAUGGCGAUGGCGAGCUGCAUUUUCAUGGCAGCGAGACCUCUCCUGGGAUGCUGCUGCUGGUGGCAAAUGUGAAGGCUGUCCACGCGCAGCAGACGAAUAUGGCAGAGUUCACCGUGGAGGAUGGCACCGGCGAAUUGAGGGCCCGGUUCUUCGCCACGGAUGGCGAAGCCCAGGAGAAGGCCAUUCAGAGCUUCACCGUCGGCAGUUGGGUGAAGCUCUUUGGUCACUUCCGCAGUAGCCCGUCGCCCCACUUCUCCGUGUCCAUCCUGCGCCCCGUGAAGUCGGCGGACGACGUCACCCACCACCUCCUUGAGGUGGCUCACAGUGCCUUGAAGUGUGCUCAGCAGACUGGGGGACUCAGCGCAGACCUCACGACCCCUGCACCAAAGUUGCAGAGCACUGAACCCUGGACACCCGAGAAGUCCACGACGCCCGAUGCGGAGCCGCACAUGGAGGUGGAUGCUGAAGGUGCUAAAAUGCCAGUCCCGGUCUCCACCCAGAUCACAGUCCUCGAGGGCGUUCCGUUGCGUUCUGCGCUCAUGAAGAUCUUGCAGGCCAAGGCUGAGCAAGGUGAUGAGGUGGGCUAUUCUGCACCUGAGGCGGUGCAGAAGCUGGAGAAGGACAACAAGGUGAGCUUGGAUUCUGUGAAGAAGAUGCUGAUCCAGCUGGUGGAUGAGGGCGAGCUCUUCAACACGACGGAUGAUGAGCACUUUGCCAUCCUCUAA
Durusdinium trenchii is the source of this 867-nucleotide messenger RNA. NCBI's taxonomy places the organism in Eukaryota, Dinophyceae, Suessiales, Symbiodiniaceae. The record is from the annotation of a GenBank genome assembly.